Sycon ciliatum is the source of this 1449-nucleotide messenger RNA. RefSeq lists its product as uncharacterized. The transcript has a single exon. Bases 1 to 1449 code for a protein of 482 amino acids. The record is from RefSeq and is a predicted model, not a curated record. Gene Ontology annotation, molecular function: zinc ion binding; nucleic acid binding. Lineage: Eukaryota; Metazoa; Porifera; Calcarea; Leucosolenida; Sycettidae.
AUGGACUGUAAGUUUCAGGCGUAUUUGGACAGGGCACUCCGAGACCAGUUUGUCAGUGGGUUGAAGUCGAUGAGUGUUACGAAGGAGAUAUUGUCGAAAGCAAAGGAGACCUCAAGUUUGGCGGACAUUGUGACGAUGGCAUCAGCCUAUGAAACUGCAUCGAGAGAGUCGGAACAAUUGACGGCGCAGUCCGUCCACGCCGUUCGUUCGCGCCAGUCGACGAGCAAGCCAACUCCAACUUUCAAGUCGCACGACAAGAAAUGUUUUCGGUGUGACAAGGCUGGUCACAAACCGGAAGAGGGCCGCUUCAAGAGUGUGAAGUGUCACGCGUGUGGUACGGUGGGUCACAUCGAGAGAGCUUGCCGCAAGAAGAAGUCUGGACAAACCGUCCAUCACAUCGCGGAAGAAAUUGGUGAGUUCGUUCCAUGUGCUAGUAAACCCGAUGUCACCAUGUAUAGUGUAAAUGCAAUGGGGCGACUACCGUACACUGUGUCAUUAGAUGUAAUGGGUACCACUAUCCAAAUGGAGAUUGAUACGGGAAGUGCUGUCACGAUUCUCAGCAGCGCAGAUUUCUUGCAAUGCAAUGGUGUGCUGAGUAACCUGAUGGAAUCCAGUAUCAACCUUGUGUCCUACUCUGGAGAUGUGAUUAAUUGUCUCGGGGAAGCGGAAAUGGAGUUCCGAAUGGGCACACAAUUGCACACACUAUUGGUGAGGGUUACAAAUGGAAACCGUCCAUCUAUUCUGGGCAGAGAUGCAAUGGCUUUGUUCAAACUCCCCUGGAAAUCAAUUUUCGAAGUGCACCAGGUCGAAAAGUCUGGCGCUAAAUUCAUUGAGAAAUACCCAGGGUUGUUCGACACCUCAGAAGUGGGAAAGGUGAAAGGCGUGCAGGUGAAAUUGCAUGUGUCUGAUGAGAGCCCUGUUUACCGAAAGGCAAGGCCGGUACCACUGUCAAUUCGGGAGAGCUAUGUUGAGGCUCUGAAUAAAUUGGAAGCAGAUGGUAUAAUCGAGAAAGUCACGCAUUCAGAAUGGGCCUCCCCCACUGUCACGGUAGAGAAAUCAGGAGGUGGGUUGAGAAUCUGUGGUGACUACAGUGGCACUAUCAAUCUGCAUUCUAAAUGCGAGCAAUACCCGCUACCCACUCUUGAGGAGCUAUUGCACAAAUUGGGCCCGGGGUCUAAAUUCACGAAGCUGGAUUUAUCGCAAGCCUACCACCAGCUAGAGAUAGCACCUGAAUGUCGGAAGUACACCACGAUCAAUACCAUGCAGGGGUUGUAUCAGUACAAACGACUCCCUUUUGGUUUUCACAGCGCCGUAUCUAUUUUCCAACGGGUAAUGGAAGAAACCCUUAGCGAUUUGCCAGGAUGCGGGGGCUACAUCGACGAUGUGUUGUGUACUGGUCGUGAUGAGGAGAUCCAUGAGAAAAUGUGGAUCAAGUGCUAUCUUGCCUAA